Messenger RNA from Rhopalosiphum padi (bird cherry-oat aphid), 4682 nucleotides. RefSeq lists its product as uncharacterized. Bases 175 to 1761 code for a protein of 528 amino acids. Lineage: Eukaryota; Metazoa; Arthropoda; Insecta; Hemiptera; Aphididae. The record is from RefSeq and is a predicted model, not a curated record. The transcript has 10 exons.
UUCAGUGUUACAUUUCUAUUAUUGGUUACAUAGAAAAACUGAAAAAUUUAUGUUUAUUAUAAAAAAUUCUUUUGGUGGGAUUUAACACCAUACAAUAUAUUCUAUUAUUUUUAUAGAUUUAACAUAUAUAGAUUAUAUUAUAUUUAAAUUAUAUAAAGUGCAAAUAAAAACAAAAUGAACAAUACUCUACUUCCCGAUAAUUUAGAAAUAAAUUACAGAAACAAUCAUUAUAAACAUGCUCAAGAUGUAUUAAACAGUAUUAUUUGGUGUUCUAUUUGUAAUUCAGACUUAAAACAGAAUAUCAUCAUGAAUAAAAAAAUUAUGCUUCAUAAAAAAUUUUUAUGUCUUUGUUGUAAAAAUUGUUUUGAAAAAUUAUCAGAUUCAAAAAAUGGAUGUAUAUUAUGCUCACUCAAAACCAAACUUAAGACGUGUAAAAUAUGUAAUAGCAACAUGUGUAAGAGAUGUAUGGAUAGAUACUACAUAAAGCCAAAACGUUCAAAAAAUUUAAAACGUUGUUUAGGCUGUUCAUCAAGUGUCUUAUGGAGUCUUCGAUCUCAAGCAGCUGCAGUUUUAAAAUGUUUUUCACUGGAACUAGGUACUAGGCUUUUGUUAAAUGGCGAAGAGUCUGAAAACAAACAAAAUUUACGUGAAUUCAUAAUAAAAUCGGCAACAUGUAAUGAAAAUUUUACUCAAGACGAUAUUUAUCAAAUUAGAGUCUUGAAUUUAAAUAAUUUAUUAAAUUCAAAAAUUGGAUCAUUGUUAAAUGGAUAUGAAAAAUUACAAACAAAAAAUAUUGAACAAUGUCUUAUUAACUUUGGUGAAUUAUGUGAAAAAAUAUUAGUUAACACUUGUUCACUUAUAUCAGAUUCCCAAUGUUUGUACAAUGAUAAAAUGAUUGAAUCAUUAAAUAACAAAAUUAAAUCAAUUUUGAUUAAUGGUAUGUUAUUUAAAACAACUGACAAUGAUUCAAAAAAAUACUCUAAAGAUCCCCAUAGAAUAGAUAAUUUAACAGAACAUACAAAAAACAGAUUACAACAAAAAUGCAGUGUUUUAUUGGAAAAAAUGGACAAAAAUAUUGAAGACCAAUAUUUUUUAAAGAAGGAAUAUAAUAUUAGUAAACAUACUAAUAAUAAAGAUUCAUUUAAUUCCAAAAAUAAAUUAGUGGAUACACAAACUAAUCAACAGGAAAAAAAUUUAAAUCUCACAUUUCCUCUAAAUUCAAAUGAUGUAUCUCAAAUUUCACUAAAAGAAUGUAGAGUACAAUUAGUAAGGUUUGAUGAAGAAACUCUAAUACAUUAUGCUGGUCACAAAUAUAAAGAUAAGAUGAAUAGUAAAACAGUUAACCACGAAUGUAACAUACAAGAUACUAGUAAAACAACCAAUUUGCAUAAUAAUAGAAUUUGUCGGAGUCCUAUACUUAAAUUAAAAAGUUUUGAUGCAGACAUUAAUAAUUGUGUUAAAAAAGAAUCUAAUAAUAAGUUAAACAGUAAGGCAAUCAAUAACAAAAUUGAAAGUAAUCCAAAAAUAAAUGCUAUGGAAAAAGUUCACGAAAAUAUUCAGCCCAAACAAUGUACUGUAUUAGAAGUAGAAACAUUAGAUAUGGAUGUUAUAGAAAAUGUUAAUCAUAAUAAACAGACAAUCAAAGAAGAAACUGAAAAUAAAACCAAAACAAAAAUAAAAAUCAUCAAAAAAAAAUUUCUCAAAAAACUCCAUUCUUCAAAACAUAAAAAGAUGAAAAGAAAAAAAUUUAAAAAUACUUAAAACUAGUAGUAUUUAUAAUUAUAAAAAUUAAAACAAUGUUGGCCUAUGCACUAUGCAAGGUACCUAAUCAUUUUUGGCUCACUUACCAAAAUGGUAUAAUUAAAGUUUCAAGAAAAUUUCAUGUGCCAAUAAUAAGUUAAUACAUUUAAAAAAAAAAUAAGGUGAACAGAAAUUUAAGAAAAAAUUCCAAACUUAAUGGAUUUUUGUUUUAUAUCUAUUGUAUAGGACAAUUGAACUUCCUACCCCCUACAUAUUUUAUAUUUAAUUUUUGUUCAGUGUUCUUAUCUAUCACUGGAUAUUAUGUUAAUAUUAGAUUUGGAUUUUGUUGGUUUUAAUGAAAAAGAAGCAGAAAUCCAUCCAUUAAUGUAUUCCUUUGUUUUGAUUUUAUCACAUUUGACAUAUAAAAUAGACUUUCUCAUUGAGCAGUGGUGUAACUGGGUAGUGCAAAUGCAGCACUUGCAUCACCACAUUUAAAAUGUGGUGGUGCAAAGGUAUAUUUUUGCACCACCAGAAAACCAUUGAAAUAUAUAAUAAUAUAUAAACAGGUACAAAAUUGUAAUUUUCGUGCAUGUAUUAGGCAAUAGGCAUUAAAUUAUUAUUUUAUCUAUAUUCUAAAAUAGUAAAAUCAAAAAUAUGGUAAUAAUUCAGUACCUGACAAAUUAGAAUCAAAAAUAGAAUACAUAAAACAAAAUGACAUUCAAAAAGGUUUUAAAAGAGGCGUUAAAAAUAUUCCGAACAAUAUCUACUAAUACAGCAGGUUGCGAAAGAUCUUUCUUGUUUAAAGAGGUUAAAAACUUACCUUAAAACAACUAUGGGUCAAAAAAGGCUUAGUAGUUUAGCUACUUUGCAGCUCGAAAAAAAGAAUAAUAUUAAUUUGGACCAAGAAAUUGAUGAAUUCGAUUCGGGAUCUAGGGAAAGAGAAUGUCGUCUCAACUUAAAAUAAAUAAAAAACAUUUUUGACUGUUUUUUUUUAUUAAUAUAAUAAUAAAGGUUUUACUGCUAAAAUAAUUCAAAAUGUAUUUAUUAUUUAAAGAAAUAUAUUAUGGGAAAAUAGAUUAUAGUUUAUAGGGAAGGAUUUUACUUAGGAAGUUGGAUUAUUGGUGUAUUGGAAAUAAUUAUAAGUUGAGAAUAUGCUACUGCACCACCAGAAAUUGGACCCAAUUUACGCCACUGUCAUUGAGUGUAUCUGAAAUGAGCCUCUUUUUACAAAAGCUCUAUUGUUUACUAAAACAACUAUAAAUAAUAAAUAUUAAAAAUAAAAAAAUGUUUUUAAAAGUUUUGAACCUAAGUUUGAAUUGGUUAUAGCAUUGAUUAUAAGUACUAGUACUUUUAAUCAAUAACUAUAGAUACUAACUAUAAAUAAAAGAGUUAAUUGUAGUUGUAGUCUUAUUCUAGGGUAGGACUGGACUGGCCAUAAUAUGCAAGUGUUCUGUAACAUACUGAGCUGGAUCAAUGUUUUAGCUUGGGGGGGGGAUGUUGUAGAAUAUUUAACUAUAUUACUUAUUGAUUAUUAUAGUUAUUACUAUUGGUUUAUCAUUGUAGAAUACUGGGUCAAAACUUCCCUGUCCAAUAUGUUAUUAAAUAAAUGUUUUAGUGAAAUUAAUUAUAUUUUGAUUUAUAUACCUAUUAUUAUAAAAGUGCCAAUUAUUAUUAAGUUAAAUUAAGUUAUACACGAAGUCACGACCUGCUUAUUAAUUUUUUCUAUAGUAUUAUGAAUUUAUGACUAGGAUCUAACUCCUUAGUGUUCAAAAUAUUUAAAUGUAUUUAUUUAUAUAAUAUUAUUUUUUGGUCAUUACAUCUUGGGUUAAUGGUUAAUUUAUAUUUUACUGUUGAUUAUUGAUUUAUUUUUAUGGAAAAAAUGUAAAUGAUUAAAAUUAUUGAAAUUAUUUAAAAUUAUGAUGUAACUAAUCAAAAUUCAUAAAAUAUUAUUAUUUCUGAUUACAGCUGAAAUAUGUUUAUAUUGAUAUAGUAUAUUAUUCAAAUAAAUUUUUAUAUUUUUAUACAACUUCUUUAUACUUUAUACUCUUUUUAGGUAAACCAAGUACAUUACUUUUAAGUUGUAUUUUAUAAUUUUUUUAAAUUAGUCGUGUCUCGUGUCUGUUAUUUUAAUAAAUAAAUUAUUAUUCUGUCCAACUUUUAAUUUACUACUACAUUUUACAAUGAUCUCAAUAAUAUAAGUGUGAGGGUAUUUUAUUCACUUCUAACAUCUGACCAAAUUAUCUGUCCCACUAGGUAGUAAGUACUAUACACCAUACAGUCUAUAUUUUACGAAACUCAUAUAAAUAUUCCUUCAAAACUGUAAUUGUCUGUAAUGAUUUCAUUUUUUAGUGUUACACUAAUAGUGUAAGUUACCUAACCAUCAAAAUUAAUCUAAAGAUAUGCAUAUUAAUAGUGGUCGACAAGAGGGCUUUCAAAAUGAACAUUUUUCUCAGGGUGCAACUUUUGACGAUGACAAACUACUCUGCUAUAAAACUUUGAUUAAUUAAAAAAAAAAAUAUUACAAUAACUUGUAAUAACAACACGGGCUGUAACUAAAGUGCCAGCAGAGGCGUAGGAAAUUCGCAUUCGAACCGGAAAAUUUGUGCGUUUUGUUGAUGAGAGAUAGUGGAAGGGGGAGUUAUCCGUUCGGCCACGGUCGGAUGCGAUCGCCUCGGCGUUCAAUCGAACACGGGUCAAGGGACGCGGCGGCGGCUGCCGACGUCUACCGUCGACGAGCUCGUGUGCGCGGCCUGUUGUGACUUGUGAGCGCGUGGCCGUCGUCCGGACCGUUCUACCGUUGGUGCAGUACUACUUUGCAUUGUAGUUAACAGCGUUCGUGCUUAUAGUUAGGCGCCACCGCGAAAAAGGGUUAUUUUUUUAAUUAUUUCGUUUAUUUUUUCGGGAUAGAGGUGUCGCUACAGAGAACUGUGGUCCAAACAGAA